CUUUCUUUGAGAUCUUCUGAAAUAGAAAUUCAUCACUGAGCAAAUGAGCAACAGGCAAAGAGGAACUUAAAUAUUUUACUUCCUUAGCUCGUACAAAACCCUCUAAUUUCUAGCUUUCUGCGUGUGUCAUGCAGCAGAUUACUCUCCUCACUGGUCCCCUGCCUGCCUGCUCUUGUGUCUGUAGACAUUUGGAGAGACUAAGGGGGAAGGAGGGAGUCCCUCAGAAAUGUUGUACAGUCACUUUUUGUGAAGGGAUUACAGUGCUCUCUCUCAUUCUCAUUGGCUUGGUCCGCCGUGACAGUAGCGUGGUGAUGAGCGGUUGACAUGCCCAGCAUCAUCCAUAACAAGCUUCCAACUUGGUCCCGUGUGACUCCCAUUCAUGCGCCCAGGCUUUGCGCUUUAUGUACUUUUCUGUUUCACUUUGUGCAAAUGCUUCAGUCAAUUUGGAGUUACGGUUUCUAGUCUUUUCUUACCAAAGAGAGAGGGAUAAUAUUUCUUAGCAGACCACUUUUCCUUUUACGCACGAGAGGAGCAUGAGCUUCUUGGAGAGGUGACUUAAUUUACAGUAGGGGUCAUUAAAUGUGUCAGCGUCUGAGAUGGCAAAACCUUUAGAUCACAUCAAAAGACCCAUGAAUGCUUUCAUGGUGUGGUCCAGAGGCCAGAGGAGAAAAAUGGCCCAGGAAAAUCCAAAGAUGCACAACUCUGAAAUCAGCAAGAGACUCGGCGCCGAGUGGAAGCUGCUCUCCGACUCUGAGAAACGUCCGUACAUCGACGAGGCCAAGAGGCUGCGGGCUCAGCACAUGAAGGAGCACCCGGACUACAAGUACAGACCCCGGCGCAAGCCCAAGAGUCUCCUGAAGAGGGACCGUUUCGUUUUCCCGCUGCCGUCUUUACUCGGGGACGCAGCGGAGCAUUUGAAGGGAUUUUCCAUGGACUCCUUUCUCGUUCCUGGGGAUAAAGCCAGAGCUCUCCUCGCUCCUGUCUCCUCCUCCUCUUCCUCCUUCUCGCUGCUGGAACCGGUGGCGCAGUUCAGCACCGGAGCUGUCCAGCGCAUGGCGGAGAUCCCGCACGCACUGGCCGCCGGCGCUCUGCCCUACAGCGCGCACACGUUUGGAUACCAGACUGGAGGGAUGGGGGGUCUGGCUUGCCACGGACAGCACACCCACACCCACACCCACACUCACCCGUCACCCUCCGGGCCUGGGUACGUGGUGCCGUGUAACUGUAGCGCCUGGUCCGCUGCCACUUUACAGCCUCAGGUAGCUUAUAUUCUGUUCCCUGGAGGGAUGACGAAGAACGGCGUGGACUCGUACACUUCAGCCAGCUCCAGUGUGUGACGGACCGGAUACACCCAAGACGCGCGGUCAUUACGGGAAAACUUUGCGCACAGGACCUCCCCAUGUAAUAUGACACAAGGCUAAAAAAUGGCCAACACUACAUGUCCUCAUCCUACAAAUAUCACAGCAAACCUGAUUAUUAAAGGCUGUGUUUCUGCAUAUUUUAAAAACAUUUUACGCACCAAAAACGCACUACAAGUCCCUUUAUUACUCGUUAUCACAUGUAAAUGCAGAGUAAAUAUUUGGGGCAUAAUGUGAAGAUGUUAUUUUGUUACUCUUUUGUCAAAAACAUAAAAAAUAAAUGCAGGAGGUCCACGCCUAACUUUUCUAAAUAACUGAUAUAACUCAACAGGCGAACUGACCUUUGAGUCCACAUUACUGCCAGUCAGAUAAUCAUAAAGCUCCUGUGGUUUUGAGAGGGCAGAGAAAGUCUGCAAGAGGCAGUGUUUGUUUUUGACAUGAUUAUUUACACAGGCCCAAAAACACUUAAAAUCAAAUUUCUAACUUUGGAUUCAUCAUUUUUAGGGUGAAGUCAAGUAAUUUGUCACAUCAGGUAAAAUUGGACAAGCAAGGUUUUUACAUCUUGGGCUGUUUAGAUAUUAGCUGCCAGUCACCAAAGAUGUUUUUGUUGCUACAAAUGUGCUUUACA
Messenger RNA from Epinephelus moara (kelp grouper), 1986 nucleotides. RefSeq names its product transcription factor Sox-14. NCBI's taxonomy places the organism in Eukaryota, Metazoa, Chordata, Actinopteri, Perciformes, Serranidae. Bases 597 to 1337 code for a protein of 246 amino acids. Gene Ontology annotation, biological process: regulation of DNA-templated transcription; anatomical structure morphogenesis; cell differentiation. Gene Ontology annotation, molecular function: DNA-binding transcription factor activity, RNA polymerase II-specific; RNA polymerase II cis-regulatory region sequence-specific DNA binding. The transcript has a single exon. The record is from RefSeq and is a predicted model, not a curated record.